ACAAGACCUUGACAGCUAAGGUUGAAGAAGACGGGUUGAUAUUAGGAAGGAGAGAUGAGAGGUAGAGAGAGAGAGAGAGCUCGGGGACAAAGAACACAAGGUAAACGGAUUGCACAGCCAUAUGAGAGGUUCAGAUCCGAGGAUAGGGGACGGUUCCAACCGGAGGUGGGAGGUUAUGACAAGAGAAUAUACAACCAGGCAGUUCCUUUUUACUUCACUAACUUUCCAGAGGAAUGGUCGUUUGAGCAGAUGUGGCAUACUUUUAACAGAAUAGGCCUUGGAAGGGUGCUGGAGAUUGAUUGCCCGACGAAGAGGGAUAGGUUGGGUAGAAGAUUUGGGUUUGUUCGAUUCCUGGAUGUGAAGAAUGAAGCUGCUUUAGAAAGAAGAUUGAAUGAAGUAAGAAUAGGGAGUCAGAUCUUACAAGCAAACAAACCAAGGUAUACCAAGUGGGAUCGUCAAAAAACACUGAUUUCUAACAACCGAUCCAAGGCUUGGGACUGGAGACAACAAAGCCUUUAUGGUAAUGGUAGAAGACCAUCAUAUGCGGAGGUAGUUAAAGCAGCAAAUAGCAGGAUGGAAGAAAGGCCCAAUCAAGAAAGAAGAAAAGAAGGAACAGAGCAACGGCAUGGAAACAAUGGCGCUAGCGUCUAUGGAGCUCAACAAAGGGAAUGGAAACCGAAACACCAACACCAGCACUGGUCAGGUAUGGAGCUGAACGUCGAUUUGGAGGAAUAUGCAUGGCUAGAAAAAUGCUUUGUGGGUACAGUGCACUCGGUGAACUCCAUAUCUAAUCUGCAAGAAAAAUUCUACAUGGAAGGAAUUUUCUUUACCAGCAUUAGACCAAUGGGAGGUAGAUUAGUGUUAUUAGAAGCCAAGGAACAUGAGGAUUUGAAGGAGCUUGUUGAUACUGGUAAAGAUUGGCUGGGAAAGUGGUUUGAAGACGUGAAGCCAUGGACACCCACAGUGGUCGCAGCGGAGAGAUUCGCUUGGAUCCGAUAUGAGAGCACGAUAAGCAAGGAGAGAUUGGACAUUGCAAGGUUCCUUAUAUCCACACCAUCCAUGGAAUCUAUCUCAAAGUCUAUCACAGUGAAGAUCAAUGGAGAAUUCUUCACACUCAUGUUCACAAAAGAGGAAUCAACAAACAAUCUCUUCACCAUGAGGUCUGACAGGACUCGUCAUACACCCAGUGAAGAGGAAGAAGAAAGCAGUUCUACAGAUAACCAGAAUGAGGUACAUUCCGAUUCCGAUGAGAACAUUUUUGAACAGAUUGUGAUACAGUCACAGGGGAUUGAAGACGAUGAUGUGGCAAUGCUAAGGGUUGAGGUGGGGGAUGAGGUGGCAUCACCGAACAUGGGGGAUGGUAAUAAGUAUGAGGUGGCAACUCAAAGGGAUGAGGUGGCUUCACCGAACAUGGGGGAUGAAAAUGAGAACAACAUGGCAAGUCCAAAAGCUGAGGUGGCUAAGCACAGCGAUGAGGCAGCUUGCAGCAAAAGGAACGAGGACGAGGAAGCAAGCACUGGAACCGAGAUAGUCCAGGAAACAGAGGGUAUGGGCGAUUGCAGAAGGACGCUCCUUGAUUCAAAUUCAAACUUUCAACGUGUGGGAGAAACAAGAAGGAUUCGGACGGAUCCAGAUUUGGUGAAUAAUAAAGUUGAUACAGGAAACUUACAAAUUGACAGCCAAUUGAUUACAAAUGCAAAAAUGGGCAGCUAUGACAAGACUUAUCAAAGAAGAAAAGAUUUAUUAGCAGAAGACUGCAGGAGAGGCGGCCAGGAAGGAAGAUUUGAUAAAGGAUUAAAUGAUGGGCUGCCAACUAAAGGAAUGGGCCUUCUGGAGGAGCUUGGGCCGAAAAAUGACCAACCGGAUGAUAUACAAGAAUCAAUAAACAUAGGCCCAAAGAAGCAUAAGGAGAAUAAAAGCAACAUACCCAAAGCACGGGACAGGAAAUCAGAAAUUUCUUUCUGGGACGACCUCGGCAGCGACUCAGACACAGAAGCAAGAUGGAUGAAUAGAAAUGAUGGCCGCGGGAAAAGAAAGAAAAAGAGUAGAGCAAAGUCCUGUGCAUCAGUUUACAGAAAAUCCGGGGGAUUAGAUGGCUUCUUGAUUCAACAGAAAAACAAAGGGCAGAAAAAAUCAGCCGUUGAGACAAAGAAGAAGAUCCUGUUUGAGAAAGAUCCAGAGAAAUCAAUUGCAGAUAAUUCGAUUAACGACAGCAACAUCCAGAAUUGUAAUAAAAGCAUUGAAACGAGAAGUAGAAAAAGGAACAUGGAAGCUCUGUGGUCACGGGUGAAAGAAUUCGGAGUGACUGCACAAACAGAGGAAAUUUCAGUGCUGCAGAAAUUGGUAGACAUGGAAAGCCAUGACAAAGCAAGAUGGAGACAUGAGGAAGAAAAGAAGAACCGAAAAGGAGACCAGGGCCCAAAACCCUUUAAAUUUUUCAAUGUGUGGCUGCAAGACCAUGUCUUCAGAGAAAUGAUAGAGAAACAGUGGAACAGUUUUAACAUCCAAGGCUGGGGGGGUUAUGUGCUGAAAGAGAAGCUGAAAUUAUUGAAAAACAGUAUGAAGGAAUGGACAAGGAGCCAUGUGCAGGAAGUGGACAAGCAAAUUGAGGAAGCAAAAGAUAAUAUAGCCAAACUUGAUUGUAAAGGGGAACUACAGCAGCUCACUGAGGAGGAAAGCUCUCGUAAGAGAGAUCUAUUGCUAAAUCUAUGGGAAAACAUUCAAAAAAAAGAAGAAAUGGCAAGACAAAAAUCAAGGAUGACGUGGAUGAAAGAAGGGGAUGCAAAUACAAGCUUCUUCCACCGAUGCAUCAAAAGUAGAUGGAGAAGGAAUGAGAUUAAUUCCUUAAUGGUCAACGGGAAGACCCUGCAUGAAGUUGAAGAGCUGAAACAAGGAGUGACUAAAUAUUACAAGAAUUUAUUUACAGCGGAGGACUGGAAACGGCCAAUUAUGGAGGGUGUCCACUUCAACAAAAUUUCUGAAACAGAAAAGGAUCUCUUAACAGAACCGUUCCUUGAAGCAGAGGUCAAAGCAGCUGUUUGGAACUGUGAUAGUGAUAAAGCCCCAGGUCCGGAUGGUUUGAGCUUUGGUUUCUUGAAAGCAGAAUGGGAAGUGGUAAAAAAGGAUAUAAUGAAGUUUCUAGCAGACUUUCACAUCAAUAGUAAGAUGGUGAGGGGCUCCAAUUCCUCUUUCUUGGUUUUGUUACCCAAAAAAGAGAACCCACAAAGACUUGAAGAGUACAGGCCCAUUUCCCUGAUAGGGUGCAUGUACAAAAUCCUUGCAAAAAUCCUUGCCAACAGAUUGAGUAAAGUGCUGGACGGGCUCAUAGGUGAACAACAAUCAGCAUUCAUAGCAGGAAGACAACUGGUUGAUGGCGUAGUUAUUGCAAAUGAGACGAUAGAUGAAAUUAAAAAGAAAAAAUUGAGUUGUUUUCUCUUCAAGGCCGAAUUCGAGAAGGCUUAUGACAAUGUCAGCUGGGAGUUUCUGGACUACAUGCUAGAAAGGAUGAAUUUUGGCUUGGUUUGGAGGAGAUGGAUCCGGGAAUGUGAAAAUUCCAAUGCGAAAGACAUGGGAACAUGGAUCAAUGGGAGCUGGCAAUGGAAACUAUCAUGGAAACGUCAAUUGCGUCCGUGGGAGGAAGAAAUGGAAACAAAACUUCUUGAGACAAUCAGGACAGCUCACCCAACACAAAACAAAGAAGACCAAUGGUGCUGGCAAUUGGAAACCUCAGGGAAAUACACAACUAAGUCAGCAUAUGCUCAACUUUUAAAGGGCGACAAUAGACCUGCUGGAGAGUUCAAAAGGAUGUGGAAGGCCUCCAUCCCACCUAAAGAAUGGAUGGAUUCUCUUUACAAGAUUGGUGCGAAAACCCAACCAAAUGUUUAAAGAGCAAUGUCAACAUGAAAGAAAGAGUUUGAACUGGACCAUUUUCCCAGGGACUUUAAUUUGUUACAUUUUUUCUGUAGUAGCCGAUGAUUAAGAAAAUCGUUUUCACCUG
This is a messenger RNA of Rubroshorea leprosula, 3997 nucleotides long. The record is from the annotation of a GenBank genome assembly. Lineage: Eukaryota; Viridiplantae; Streptophyta; Magnoliopsida; Malvales; Dipterocarpaceae.